AUGUCAGCAACGCCUAUUAAUCCAUUUGAUUGUUCCCAUGAACAUAACUCUUUUGUCUCAUCAAAUGGAUGGAACGAAGAAAAAACUAAGAAAGAAAAAAAGCCAAGGAACAAUCAAUUAUACGAUAUUCAAGAGAUGGAAAAGAUGAGUUUAGAACAAUUAGAACAAAAAAUCAAUGAGUUAAAUGAAUCUGGAAAAAUGAGUAUUCAAGACGAAGAUUUGUUAAGAAAAAUAAGAAGAAAAGUACAAAAUAAGUGGUCUUCAAAGGAAUAUCGAAAAAGAAAAAAACGGAAAUUAGAACAAAUGACACAAGAAUUAAACUUUUUAAAAGGAAAAUGUGAAAUCCUUGAAAAUGAAAAUGAAGAAUUAAGAAGAAAGUUAAAAGAAUUAAAAAUUGCUUUUGAUUAG
Entamoeba nuttalli P19 is the source of this 408-nucleotide messenger RNA. RefSeq names its product basic region leucine zipper protein. The record is from RefSeq and is a predicted model, not a curated record. The coding region runs from base 1 to 408 and encodes 135 amino acids. Gene Ontology annotation, biological process: regulation of DNA-templated transcription. Gene Ontology annotation, molecular function: DNA-binding transcription factor activity. The transcript has a single exon. NCBI's taxonomy places the organism in Eukaryota, Evosea, Mastigamoebida, Endamoebidae.